Molecule: messenger RNA, 1619 nt
Organism: Rosa chinensis
Lineage: Eukaryota; Viridiplantae; Streptophyta; Magnoliopsida; Rosales; Rosaceae
Product: high mobility group B protein 10
Exons: 6
Coding region: 202-1377 (391 amino acids)
Molecular function (GO): DNA binding
Source: RefSeq, a predicted model, not a curated record
CCAAGAUGCCAAGAACUCCAUGGCUAAGAGCUAGAAAACAGCUGUCCACAGUAAACCUAAGUUCAUCUACCCCAAUGCAGACACGUGUAAGGCUGCAGAGUACAUUGCAGUUUCCCAUAUAGAGUUUGGCCUUCAGAUCAAGCCAGUGGAAUCAUUUGGAGUGAGCAGCAAAGCCAUAUCCAAUUAAGCAUUUUCUUCAGUAUGCCAAUGAAGAAUGUGAGAGAGGACACCAGAGAUAGCCAGAUCAGCGGCUUCUCUGAGUUCUCUAAACCACAAUGCUCUGGCAAACUGAUCAAUCCCAAUGAGCCCAAUUCUGGGUUUCAGGGGAAAAUCAUGUUUGACAGCUCUGAUAGUGAGAGUUUCUAUGAAAGGCUAGGCAAGUUGAAUGAGUCACUUGGAUACAAUCUUGUCUUUGAUGUCAGACAAACCAAACUGAAUCUGCAUCUCUUUUACAAGGAAGUCACUCUCAGGGGAGGCUUUAAUCAGGUGAACAAAGAUAGGAGAUGGGAUGAGAUUGCAUCCUCUUUGAAAUUGGAUGGGAGGAAUCUCAAUUAUCCAGAUAUUCUUCUAAAGCUUUAUGCACUCUUUCUGUUUCAUUAUGAACAGAUUUACUUUUAUAGGGGACCUGAGAAAGUGGCUUCAACACCAGAUCUCACUAUUGAUAUUGAGGAUAGCCCCCGAAUGGAAAUGAAGUGCACCAAUCAUUCAUCUCAAAUGGUAACAAAUGUUGAAGAUGGGCCUGGAGAGAAGAAGAUGCUCAAGGAGAGCUGUUCUCAAUCAAUGUCGACAGGUAUAUACGGUUCGGCGUCUGCAGAAAAACAAUCAGCACCAGAAGCAGAACAGAAGCAUAUCCCCCAGCUGCACUCAGAGAAAGAAGAGAUAUGGACAAAAGAUAUGCACUCAUCGGCAGAAAACCAACUAGCAGUACCCGAAGCAGCACAGGAGCAGACCCCCAAGCUGCACCCGAAGAAAAAAGAGAUGAGGAAAAGAGGUUCAGCAUCAGCUGAAAAACAGUUGGCUGUACCCAGGAAAAAAGGGAUGAAGAAGCCAGGUGCUCGACAAGGGAUACGCAGUGGUUACCACAUCUUUAUCAAGACAGAAUGUGGGAGAUUAAAAAAAAUUCAAUCUAAUAAAGGCCAGAAUCUCCGACAACUGGCCAAUGAUGCAUGGAAUCAGCUAUCUGAGGCUGAGAAACAGCCCUUCCUUGAGCAAAGUAUCAAGGAAAAGGAAAGCUUAGCUAACAAAGUGGCUGUUGAUGAUGAACAAAACCAUGUCAUGGAAAGUGCUGAUUUGGAGAACAAGCAGGCUUCGCCGGAUGGUGACUACCAUGUGAUUUUGGAUCCAAGUGAUGCAGAAAAAUCUAUUGAGGUAAAUUAAUCAUCAGUCGACCCAAUAGUACAAACAGAGUACUGGGAUAACUCAUGGAGAUAACUUGGGAGCGACUAAUUUUCAAAAAUAUGGAAGGUGCUUUUGUAUCCAUGGGGAGAUGGAUUCUUGUACAUAUCCUAUGGGCCUAUGGAAAUUUUAUUGCAUAUGGAUGUUGUAGGAGUUUCUGUAUAGUUUGUUAACGUGUUCCCCUCUUAACUAAUGACUGUGCUAGCCUCUAGGCUAAUAUUUUU